Molecule: messenger RNA, 1229 nt
Organism: Pseudo-nitzschia multistriata
Lineage: Eukaryota; Bacillariophyta; Bacillariophyceae; Bacillariales; Bacillariaceae
Source: the annotation of a GenBank genome assembly
CAUUUCGAACCCAAACUCGUACGUACCGCAACGAGAUCGUACGUUACUCGUACGUACCGUACUCCUGCGUACAGAACAUCGCGUUUUUUUUUUUCACGAUUCUUCCUCGGCUCCACACACAAACCCUUCGUGGAACGGUGCUUUCCUGUCCGGAGCAAGCCCAUGCUGAGGAGAUUUCUAAUGGCCGGUCUGACAGCCUCCUCGGUAACCAGGUCGUCGGUGGCAGAGACCGCUGGCCGGGGUCUCUCGGGCGCCCCGUCCGGUCGCCGUUCGCCGUCGAAGAUUCUGUACGUGGUUCGCCACGGCCAGGCCGUGCACAAUCCCCGCGCCGAGGCCGCAAAAGAGAGGGGCUGCUCGAUGGAAGAAUUCUUCCGCCUGAUGCGGGAGGACGAUGCGCUGGAUGCCGAUCUCACGGACCUCGGAAGGGAGCAGGGGGAACGGUGCCGGAGGGCCCACUUCUCGCCGGGCCGAAGCGGCGGUUGCGAAGAAGGAAGCAACCACCACCACAACAAUCCCCUCGGAAUCGACCUGGUGGUGGCCAGCUGCCUGUCGCGGACGAUGGACACGGCCGAUCUGGUCUUUCCCCACUGGGUACCGGGGGAAAGCGGCGACGAUCCUCCCUGCUUCCGCCCCCCCCCGCGGAUCAGCAUCGAGAACUUCCGAGAGGUCAACGGGAACCUGCUGAACGGAAAGAGGCGCACCAAAUCGGAGCUGGUGGCGAGGCAUCCCAACUGGAACUUCGAUUCCCUGCGCACCGAGGCCGACGAAUCGUGGACCCCCGAGAUGGAGAAGUACGAGGACGCCGCGGAACGGGGGUACAGGGGCCUCUCGGACCUGCUGACUUGGGAGAGCCAUUUUUCCAACGCCGGAAGCAGCACAAACACCAUCUUGCUGGUCUGCCACGGGGGGAUCCUGCGGUACCUGAUGAACCUGCACCCGCUGGUGCACCUCCGCGACGAACGGACCCAAGGGAAGCGUGCCCCCGGCGACGAGAGCGGCGGACCAAAGAGCGUCGAAUCCAGGUUCGACAAUUGCGAGCUGCGAAAAUACCGCCUGGUCUGGAAGGACGAUGACGACGACGACGACGACGAAGAAAGCGGGGAACGAGAGCGCAGGGCGAUCGUCCUGACGCAACUCGAUCACUAAGCUCUUUGUUUUGUGGUGGUUGUUGUGGUUGUGGUUGUUGUUGGAUAGAGAUGGAUAGAAAGAAACAAAAUGACUGAAUGGAG